GCACGCGUCAAUUUACACCAACAUGGCGUUGAAUUUGCAAGUAAAAGUUCACCCGGUGGUGCUGUUUCAAAUCGUAGACGCUUACGAACGGCGAAAUGCGGAUUCCCAUCGAGUCAUCGGCACCCUACUCGGAACGUCCGACAAAGGUAUCGUAGAAGUGACGAAUUGCUUCUGCGUGCCGCACAAGGAGUACUGCGACCAAGUCGAGGCCGAACUGUCGUACGCCAUGGACGUGUACGAUCUAAAUAAGCGAGUGAACUCCAGCGAGGCGAUCGUGGGCUGGUGGGCGACGGGCCACGAAGUCACCAAUCACAGCUCCGUCAUACACGAGUACUAUUCGCGCGAAUGCAACAACCCCGUCCACAUAACGGUCGAUACGAGCCUGCAGAGCGGCCGGAUGGGCCUCAAAGCCUACGUUUGCGUGCCGCUGGGCGUCCCGAACGGCAAGCAAGGCUGCAUGUUCACGUCCAUACCGAUCGACAUCGUUUGCUACGAUCCGGAGGUGUUCGCGCUGCAAUUGUGCCAGAAGACGAUGAGCGCCGGCGCGAUGCGACAGCGCAACGUGAACCCCAUGCUGGAUCUGAACCAGGUGGCCGAGGCCGGCGGCAAAAUGAGCGUCAUGUUGGAUCAGGUGUUGGGUUACGUGGAGGACGUGCUGGCCAACCGGACGCCCCCGAACAACGCCGUAGGCAGGGCUCUGUUGGACCUCGUCAAUUCCGUGCCUCACAUGAGCAACGAGCAAUUUUCGGAGAUGUUUAACAGCAACGUGAAGGACCUUUUGAUGGUUAUAACGUUGUCGCAGUUGAUUAAAACGCAGUUGCAGUUGAACGAGAAAUUGACGCUGUUGACUUCUUUUUGAAUAAACUAGAAGGUAUCGAACGGGUUUGUUUAAUUAUUUAGUACGGGGUUGUCUCGCAACUAUCGAUAGUUAGUUUUGAGCCUGUACGCUUAGAAAUCCUAUACACUUCGAUUUGUUGUAAAUAAGAAGU
Phyllotreta striolata is the source of this 989-nucleotide messenger RNA. Lineage: Eukaryota; Metazoa; Arthropoda; Insecta; Coleoptera; Chrysomelidae. The record is from the annotation of a GenBank genome assembly.